AUGGAGUCUUGGAAUUUUGUUUCUCAAGAUAAAGGUUUAAUCUUGGGGUGGGAUUUGAAAACCCCAUCUAGUUUUUUAGGUCAACAAAUCAUUGAAAAUGACAACAAUCAAAGUUUUGAGGAAUUGGGUUUUCAUGGAAUGUUGGGUAAACAAUUGACUAAUGUUGAUGAUGUUGCCACUAGUAGUUCUCUUGUUAUGGCUGGACCAAAUGCAUUUUCACUUGGUGGAUUUGGUGAUCAUGGAGAUAAAAUUGGUGCAUCAUUCUCCAAAGAGGCCGCAUCGUCUGGAUCGUUACCACCAACUAAGAGGGUGCGGUCUUUGGGAGUGAACUCGCAGAUUGCUUACUGUCAAGUGUAUGGAUGUAAUAAGGAUCUGAGUGGUUGUAAAGAUUAUCACAAGAGGCAUAAAGUUUGUGAGAUUCAUUCAAAGACUUCUAAGGUUAUUGUUAAUGGAAUUGAGCAGAGGUUUUGUCAACAAUGUAGUAGGUUUCAUUUGCUGGCUGAAUUUGAUGAUGGUAAGCGUAGCUGUCGUAAACGUCUUGCAGGCCAUAACGAGCGCAGAAGAAAGCCACAAGUUGGUAUUCACUCUGGAAGAGCUGGCAGGUUGCUUCAACCGUAUGGAGAUAGCAGAUUCCAAGGAAGCAUGCUAACGUCGGCAUCUUUUAUAUGCCAAGAUAUACUCCCCAGCGAGGUCUUUUCUUCCGAGAGAUGUGGCACUAGUAACUGGUGGAGACCUAUAAAAGCCGAAGACGGAACCGGAACUGGUUUUAGGCCUCUUUCUUCUAUUCCAAUGACCAAUGCACAUCCUCAUUCAAGAACUCUAUUUCCUUCGUAUAGCGAUAAACAAUUUCCCUUUUUACAUGAAAAUGCUCCUACGUCUGCUACAGGAAGCAUCUUCUGUGAAGACAAUAGUCAAUAUCCUCCUAUCCUCGAAGGCUCAAAUUCCAGAUCACAAUCAUUAUUCCAUGAUACCUCCUUAGGAAGCGAAGACUUCAAUGUUUUCGAAACUUCGGGAGUAUCAGAUGGUGGUUGUGCUCUCUCUCUUCUGUCAUCUCAAUCCCAGAACUCUUCAAGCCAAUCGUCAGGAAUUCCCGUGCCGCGUCAUCUGGUCAUUCCGAGCAGCCAUAACCAUUAUAACAUGAGUCAGGUUUCCGAUAAGAUGAUAGGAAUGAGUUCACAAGCAUCAAGUGGUGUGUCGGAUAGGUUUCCAUCUGAAUUAAAUCCGACAGACGGAAAUCAUCUCAGUCCUAUACUGAUAUCAGACAAUAAUGAAAUAGUCCAUUUUGAAAUGGCAGAUCGGAUUUUUCAAGGGUCCGAUUUUGUCAAUGUUAAAGGUCAUCUUUCGAGUGAAGACGGCACAACCAUUGACUUGCUUCAACUUUCGUCACAACUUCAGCGCGUUGAGCAUCAGAGACGAGCCUUGCAGGUGAAGCAAGAAAAUGGUUCUUCUUGCUCUCUCCGGAUUACUUAA
Vicia faba (fava bean) is the source of this 1470-nucleotide messenger RNA. The record is from the annotation of a GenBank genome assembly. Lineage: Eukaryota; Viridiplantae; Streptophyta; Magnoliopsida; Fabales; Fabaceae.